Messenger RNA from Yamadazyma tenuis ATCC 10573, 329 nucleotides. The record is from RefSeq and is a predicted model, not a curated record. NCBI's taxonomy places the organism in Eukaryota, Fungi, Ascomycota, Pichiomycetes, Serinales, Debaryomycetaceae.
GCUAUCAUAUCCAAGAAAUUUAUUAUGCAAUUACAAUUUCUUUCAAUCGCUUCCCUUGUGACUGCUGCUUUAGCUGUUAAUACCACUGUCGUUACCAUCACCUCAUGUUCAGGUGGUUGCAAUGCUUCUACCUAUGAAGGUAAUGCCCAAGCCAACAGGCCUCUUGGUUAUGUUGCCGGAGGGGCGGCUUUGGCUGCCGGUGCGUUGUUGGCCUUCUAAUUUUAUAACUUUUCUAUUUUUUGUAUUCUAGUGUAAUGUACAUGUAUCCAGAAAUCUCGCUACUGCGUAUCUCAAUUGUCUAGUCUGGGAAUCAUUUCUUACUGAAGUCG